AUGGAGAAGAACACUGGUAAACUUGCGAGAAAUGCUGAAUGGAAGGUACGGGCGCCGGGAAUCGACGACAGGCUGAACUCCUUACCGGACGAGAUCAUUUCCCACAUCCUCUCAUUCCUUGAGACCAAGUUCGCCGUCGGAACCGCCGUUCUGAGUCGCCGGUGGAAGGAUCUCUGGACUAUGGUAUCGAAUCUCGAUUUCAACAACCGCCUGACUUACAAGGAUCUGAUCGGCUCCGGCGACGCUGAUGACUCUCUGCCAGAAGAGACGGAAGAGAGAAAGGCAGUGAGAUUCUUCGGCUUCGUCGAGAGGGUUCUGAGGCAGCACAGCAAUCUGGAUUCUCUAGGCCGUUUCCGCUUCCAUUUUUCAGCAUCAGAAGGUAACUGCAAGGUGAUGCAAGGUUGCUUGGAUAAGAUGGAAUUGGUGUUUGGCUCUCAGAUUGAGGCAAUUGAGUGGUGGGUUUGGGACGCAACGCGAUUUAGGAAUCUCCCAUCUAUAUGGCGGCUUCCAGAGAGCUUCUACACUUUGAAGAAUCUUAAAGAUGUGAAUCUCCACCAUGUUAUAAUGGGUGCGGACGGGCCAGUUUCUCUUCCUAGUCUGAAAAACUUGAACCUUUGGAAAGCCAAAUUUACAGACUUUGACUCAUUAAGCAGGCUCACUUCCGGUUGCCCUGUUCUAGAGACACUUUGUCUGGAGUAUUGCGCCGUAGUAGAUGCGAAUGAGAACGAUUUUCUCAUUGCUUCCAUGCCAUCCUUGAGAAACUUGAGGAUCGUUGGUUUAGGCAAUGAUGGUUAUGAGGACUUGUGCCCCAUUGCGAUGGAAGCACCAAUGCUUACGGAUCUUUAUCUCGAGGAUUUCAGCGAGUUACAGUUCCUGGGCAGUAGUGGUCCAUUGCCAUGCCUUUGUUCAGCUCGAGUUGACACUAAUGAGGGAGGAGGCUCGUACGAUAGCCUGAUAAGGUUACUCACCCAAAUCUCCAAUGUGAAGGAAAUGUGCUUAGACCGGAAAACACUUGUAAUGAUCAGUUUCCCAAAGUACACUAUUCUCUUUUUCGUUUCUGCAGGGAGCUGA
Messenger RNA from Linum tenue, 1071 nucleotides. The record is from the annotation of a GenBank genome assembly. Lineage: Eukaryota; Viridiplantae; Streptophyta; Magnoliopsida; Malpighiales; Linaceae.